This is a messenger RNA of Cucurbitaria berberidis CBS 394.84, 5218 nucleotides long. RefSeq lists its product as uncharacterized. The coding region runs from base 358 to 5097 and encodes 1579 amino acids. NCBI's taxonomy places the organism in Eukaryota, Fungi, Ascomycota, Dothideomycetes, Pleosporales, Cucurbitariaceae. The transcript has 5 exons. The record is from RefSeq and is a predicted model, not a curated record. Gene Ontology annotation, molecular function: RNA binding.
CUGGGGUAGCCAGCGACAGUUGAGAGCGUACACGCACAGGCGGUGGGCGGUCAGUGUGCGCGCUGGGUGCCAAAACAGCUGUUCACGCCUUCACCUCCUCACCUCCGCCGUCGUCGGGCUGCCAAGAAACGCUCCUUCCCUCUGAGGGCUCAUGGCCUCCAUGUUUUUGCUCUCACCUUCUUCCGAUUGCCUCAACUAAACACUUCUUUCCUUACUCUUUCCCAACCGGCGUUACGGCGUCACACGGAUUGCUCUUUCCUUCUCAGGCUUGUUCACGCCCUCUUUCAUCGCACAAGCUGCCGCAUACUCUUGCACUUUCUGUGUUGAAGAAGUAUUGUUUACGGUACUGCUCGAAUCAUGCCGGACUCUCCUCCACCACUGGCGACAACGCCUACGCCGGACGAACCAGCGACGAUGAGUGCAGGCAAAGCGUCCGCCUCGCCUACUGAGUCCGACAAGCCCACCGCUGCAUCGAUGCAAUCUGCAACUGUACACCAAGAGUUCGCGCCGUCUACUGGUGCUGCUAUCUUCUCAACUGAGCUAUGCACUCAACCUCUGCGCCCGGCCGCAGGUCCACCGUAUCCGCCUGUCAUUGUGCGCGGCGGUGGUGAUGAGAUCAAGGCUGUAGUUGACGCUGCGCAUUACUGGCAAGCCAAGUUCAAAUGGCAGUGCCUUUGUAUCUUCCCAGGCCAGAACUGGCACAUCAACGAUCUGUGGGACGCUACCGAUAUUCACAUUGAAUCGGCUUCCUUCUGCCAGAAGAUGUUGACAUUCAUUGAGCGCGACACUUAUUACGCCGCGAAGCAGUUUGCCGAAGACUGGGCGCGAGUGCACUCCGACCGCUUGGACUUCGUCGGAAGUGAGAGCGCCACUGAUCCCUCUGACCCGUUCGCUAUUGUCGACAAGGUCUUCACCUACGGCGAGACGAUCGGCUUCCCUCGAACAUUUCUCUGGCACGUCGCUCACAUGAUGCGUACGAAUAUCGCAGAAAUAAAUGGGGCCAAAGAGGCGGCAACGGAGGCGAACCGUGGUCAGCAGCCGGUUCCUAUGGAGAAACUUAUAAAGGCAGCCCUCGAUGCAACGGCAACGGAUGCUGAAGCGGCUAGCGCGGUAAAGAGCCCAUCAACGGAAACCAAAGUGCUUGUCAAGAGUGUUCCUAAGUCGCCUACCGUCGAAACCUCUUCUCUCACGCCAGCUAUACCGCCUGCAGCAACUCCUCAAGCGCCGCCUACAGAACUACCUGCAGCACCGCCUACAGCACCACCAACAGCACCGAGCCAAUCUGCCCCGCGAGCUGCUCCGAAGCGCAUGCCCUCACACGGCCCUUCACAGCCUAGCUAUCACACCGAGCCAAUGGGUAGUAACAUGGGAGGUGUGCCUCUGCCUACUAUGCCCCCGCCCUACGUGCCACCCCAAAAUAUGAGAGGUUCACAAGCCACGCCUCGUAGCAUGGGAUGGGGGGAGUAUCAGCCACUAACACAAGGAUGGCCUGAGAACGUCUACCGCGUACCUACCGGCCCUUACUCUCGCCAUGCCUCGAGUACAAUGUCCAACAUGCAGUCUCCGCAGUUCACUCCUGUCACGAUGGGAAUGGGUCAGCCGAUGAUGCCGCCACCCAAUGCCAUCCCGCCUUAUGCGCAGGGUCCUUUGAUGAUGUCGGCACCCAUGGCCCCGAAUCAACACUUUGAUCCUGCAAUGGUUCAGCAAGGAAUAAUGCCUGGUCAGCCUAUGCAGAUGCAGGUUCCACCCAUGGGACAAGCUUACGUGCACCAACCUCAUCCUGCUGCCGGUGCGCGAGGAGCAUCGAUGGGCGACAUGACUAACACCAUAUACUACUCAAACAACAUGCCCGGUCAGCAGUGGGAUGCCCGCGCACCGAUGCCACGUCAAGCUAGCAACUUCAACAAUGGUGGUAUGCUUUACGACCCGUACAACGGCGCGAACCCCAAGUUCAACGAUGCACCGGGCUACAAUGGAGGCAAGAAGUCUGGUCAGAGCGGCUUUGCGAAUCAGGCCGGACGGCCACGCAAGACCUCAAACCCUGGUAAUCGUCCAGGGUACGGCCAGUACGGUAUGGACCGGCCAGGAAAUAUUACUACCAGUGGAGGACGAUACUCAGAGCACGGCUUUAAGAAAGGCCGCUCAGAGGAUGAUCCCGUUAUUACACAGAAUCGCUCGUCUGGUUGUCAUGACACCUGGAUUGGCCCGAAGAAUGAGACGGUCACAGAGCUCUUCGUUGGCGACCUACCAGAUGAUGUGCAAGUUCACGAGCUGAAGCAACUGUUCGAGCAAUUGGCAGGCAUCAGCCCCAGCCAGGUCGAUAUCAAGCAUGCGCACGAACAACACCAUCACCAUCGCUUGCACGCAUUCAUUUCAUUUAGCUCAGCUUCUGAUGCCAAGAAGGCGCUUCAGAUACGUGAUCGAAAACCACAUCUCCGAGACGGUUCAGUUGCAAUCGUAGUAUCAGUACCUAGACGCUUCUUCCAGAAAACACCCAACUCGGUUCGAAGGGGUUCGUUUACUUCAGGCUCCUAUACCGGCCCACCGCACCCUGGUCCAGUAGAUGAGCGAGACGCUCGCGGUGUAACCCGGCUGACUGCGCAUGAUGAAGAGAGCGUGGUCACGAAUCCGCACGCAGUAAUCGAUAGGCCUCUGUACUCUCCUCAGGACGCUAGAAGCGACCUGCAGAAGCCUGUUCGGCAGUUGGACGGCAAUGACCUUGCAUUGAGUGGAAGCCCUGAGGCCCGCAAGUCGAAGCCCCGCCAGAGCUCUCCCACUAAGAAAGUGGCGAUGAAGGGCGAAAUUUCUGUCGACGCGGAGGCUACUGUAGAAGCGGCUCCAGUAGAGAGCAUCCAGGGUGUGGACACUGAUCGCCCGAGCCCAGUCAAGGCCGCAGUGACUAAGAGUGAGGUGCAAGUCGCAGGACAACCAGUCGACAUUCCUACUAAGGCCCUAGACCCAAUGGGAGCGGAUGCAUCCACUCUUGGAGAGCCGUUGACCAUGCUGACAGAUACGUCCCAACUCGUUGGCGAAAAAGCAGAAGCUGCACACGAAGCGUCAUCACAGCCUCUCGAACACGGAGAAGCCACGGAAUCUCAGAACGCCAGAGAAGUGCCGCAAACCCAACCAAUUGUGGAGCAAUCAUCUUUCGAGGUAACAGGCCCCGUGGUGAAACUUCCAGUCAAGCUUGCGGACGUUCAAGCAGUUGAACAACCUGUUGCCGAAGUUAAGGAAGUCGAAACGGAAAAGCCGAAGCAACCUAUAGCGAGCCUGCUACCAGCACAAGUCGAAGAUGCAGGCUCGGAUGAUGACUUGAAGAACGACAUCAGCUUUCACUCUGCUCAGGAGUUGCAAACCGAUCCUCUACGUGUGGAGCCAGAGCCAGAGCAUCGAGACGAAUCGAUAAGUAUGAACCAAGGAACCACGACCAUAGAAUUCUCCACGACCAAAGAUUCGCCGCAGCCUGAGCCUAUUUCUCCGCCACAAGCCGCAACGGAGAACAUGCUACCACAGGCUCCUCAGUCACCGUCUGCGCAGCCUGGACAAGAAGCAAAUAUGCUGUCGGAGGCAGUGACUUCACCCCAGGAUACCGAGACUUCCAGGCCACUUAGGCAAAACACCGCUGCUACACCUACACAAAACGUUGUAGCGAUUCCUGUGCAGGACUUUGCACCGAUGGCUGCACCUUCAGCACCUCCGGCCGUCGAGGCCCUUAGAAAGAGUGGCGCUCAACAGAUACAGUCUCUCUCUCCGUUCGCAAAGCCAAGCAAGACUCAACAGAAGAAAGAGAGGGAGUCGAGGAAAAAGCAACAAAAGAAGGAGCAGGCAGAGAAGGAAGUAAAGACUAAAGCUGAGAAAGUCACGUCAUCUAUCAAGCUUAACGAACCGAUGACUGCUGAAGCCAAAACCGAGCAGCCUCAAUCCUCUAGCAGUGCAUCGUCUCAGCCCGAUUCUCAGGUUACGACAACGGAACUUGAUCAAGCUACUAUUGGUAAGGCGGCUAAAGCUCCUAAAGCCGCGAAGGGUAAGGGGAAAGCACCGAUGAUGGCUGUUGCGGAUCAAGAAAAGAAGGCAAAGGGCGAAGGCGAGGGUAAAGGCAAAGCAAAUGAAUCGCAGAUCGUGAAGCAGGAGCUAUUGACGCGGGCUCCCUCACCAUCACAUCAUUUGUUGGGAGCCCCAGAUGCACUGCCUCCUAGGGCUAUUGGUGUGGGCGUGGAGGGCCGCCAAGUUGAUCCGCCGGAUAUGGUCUCUCCCGGUUCUCCAGUGAAACCAAUCGACACACAGGCCCCUUCGAAGAAGAAAGCGCCCAUUCCCGCUGUACCGCACCUCCUUCUCCCUCCUAACAGGCCCUCAACUCACGGUAAAGGUUCUCUCGUCAGCGCGACCGGGGUCUCAAAUCCCUCGUCUUUGACCACAGCGGACAAUGCGCCCACAGCUUCCGAGCAAGAUACAUCCCAAAUCAAGAAACCACGUGGCACUUCUUCAAGCGCCAGCUCUGUAACAAUAGAACAUGGUAAUGACUCUACAAGCAUGAAAUAUCCCAGGACUGCAACCAUUUCCGAAAUCAAAUCUGAUAUUCUUUCCCUCCUCGCUAAACGUCGAGCCGAAAUUGAUAAAGCUGAGGCUGCUCAAGCUGAGGCUGUUCAAGCUGAGGCUGUUCAAGCUGAGGCUGUUCAAACCGACGCAGUUCAACUCGACACCCCUCAAGAGCAGGCCCCCAAGAAAAAGAAGAAAAAGAACAAAAAGAAAACAAAGAAGCCUGCUGAUACGCCUGUCGAACCUAACGAGACUGGCAAGGCUGCCGAGCUUGCUGACACCGCUCAACCUGCUGAAGUCGCGUCUGCAAUCAGUGUCAUCAAUUCGGAUUCUGCUUCUGGGGACGAUGGGAUUGAUGAGGAUUACGACUUCUAUGAUCCUUUCUCCUCGCAAAUGACGCAUAUCGAUGCCAUCAGGAGGGGUUUGAAGAACCCAAACUCUUAUUAUGCUCAGGUCAAUGCGGCGAUGGCGGCUGAUAAGGAAGAGGCAGAAGCUAAAGCCGAAGCUGAUGAGGCAAAGAAGGUACGUGCCAGCUUGUACAGAUUAUUUGAGAGUUACUGACUGAUAGCUUAGCUGUCUGAGGUGUCUGUCAUGCGUCACAUCGAAAGCUACACGAGAGAGAACCCCAGUAAGUAGAAGCUUCUCAACUCGACACCAGCUAGAAUUUCCUGGACCUCUCGCU